AUGAAGCAACAAAAUAAUAUAAAUGAUUUUGAGAAUGGUGGUUAUUGGGAUUCAAUAAUAAGUAAAAUAGAAGAUUUUAAGAUUAGAGACGAAUUACAAAAUGAAAGAUUAUGUAAAUUGAAUAAUAAAAAAAAAGGAGUUAAUACACAAAUAUGUUUUAAUAAAAGAAUAAGAGAAGAAAAUAUUUCUCAACCGACACCAAAUUUAGAUAUUUUAAAAGAUGAAAUUGUUAAAGAUAAUACUAUUAAACAUUUUUUAAAAAAUGAAUAUUGGGAUAAAGAAAUAAAGAAAUUAGAAGAUCAAAAUAUAUUAGAAGAUCAAAUUAUUAUUAAUGAAUUAAAAAAUAUAAAAAAUGAAAAACUUAAAUACUUAGAGACUAAAAGUAACAUGAGAAAAGAUAAAAGUUUAGAAAAUUUAGAAAAUUUUGAAGAUAAAAAUAAAUGGGAUACUGAUAUUAAAAACAAUAUUAAUAUUAAUAAUUUAAAUGAAGAUUUACAAAAAAUUAGAAAAGAAAUUUAUAAUAAAUUAUUAAAUGAAAAAAACGAAAAAUCAAAUGAAAAUGAAAUAGAAGAAAUUGAAAAACCAAAUCAAAAUAAAAGAAAAGAAAGAGAUGAAAAUGAUGAUAUAGAUACUAUUUUGGAAAAUAUGAAUAUUGAUAAAAAAAUAAUAAAUUUUUGUGUGGAUUAUUUAUGGGACAAGAAAAUAGAUCAAAUAUUAGAUAAAGUUGAAAAAAAUGAAAUAAUUGAAAGAAAAAAUUUGAUUUUAAAAGAUUUAAUUAGUAACUUCAAUAAUAUUGACUUUACCCAUAAUAUUGAAAAUAAUGACGAUAAUUGUAUAAAAGAACAAGAUAUAUUUUUAAAUGAUGUUUAUCGUAGAUUUAUAUUAAAUGAACAAGAACAACGUUUUUCAGUUAUAGAACAAGCGAUGAUUUUAUGGAAAAAUUGUGAAAAACUUCCAAAUAAUCAAAAUAUUGAAGAGAUAUUUAAAAAAUCAUUAUCAUCACAAAAAAAAAGAGUUCUUAUUAAUGACGAUAAUUUUAAAAAAUUUCAAAAUAAAAAAGUUCCAACAAUAUGUAAAAGUCAAGGAAUUUUAGAUUUUU
Molecule: messenger RNA, 1099 nt
Organism: Funneliformis caledonium
Lineage: Eukaryota; Fungi; Glomeromycota; Glomeromycetes; Glomerales; Glomeraceae
Source: the annotation of a GenBank genome assembly